AUGGGGGAACACAUAAUUGACGAGGCUCCAGACGAUUCAUUAACUUUGGGCCAAUUAAAAAAAAUAGUAAAACAGUUGCCAAAUAAGCAAAAGCCAAAAGAAAUUUCUUUUUCCUAUGCUGAUAGUGAUAGUAUUUCAAGAGAAAUUGAUGAGUUCUACAGUUAUGCAGAAAUUUCGCAAUGCCUAGAGAACAAGGAUAUUUUCGAUGAGGGAUUCGGCGAAGCUUGGACUACUUGUACUAUGUCCGAACGCCGAGUUUACAUCGAGUACUUAUUGGAAACUUUAGAACUAAAAGAUCCUGAAAAAAGAUUUUUAUCUGCGAAAAAGUUAUUGUAUAUCGCUCAAGGAACAUUUGGUGAAAUUAUAACACAAGAUCAACACCUUGAAUGGAUCAUGGAAAACAACAAAUUGUUACGAAAAUGUGGGGCUCUCCUCUCAUAUUUCCAAGCUCUGAAAUUAGCGUGUCAUGCACAUGACUUUUAUAGACAAGCAUAUAUCGACGAUAUAAACACUGAAAUUGGAUUCUAUUUGACAUUAUUAUAUAUGCUUGUUGAAACUCAUCGUGGGGAUGAUUCAUUUGGCACAGAGCUUGCUGAACUUAAUCCGCCAAUGGCCGUAUUCCUGUUUGAGAUAAUCGCCUCAUUACGAGAGAAAGAAAAAAAUGCAAAAGGCUAUCCUGUCAAAAAGAUGGAACUGUCUAAACAAAUACAAAAGUUUCUCCUUUUAUUAUGGAAAGUUAUUUUAGCAAGUUUAGGUGGAUUAAAUGAUAUGUUGAGGCUGAAAAAUACUGCUAGAACAAUUAAUGGACUACCAUCUAUGUACAAUGAGGGUUUGUUAACCAAGUCCACACCAUCGGAUUAUUAUACGUUCCAAAAUGAAGCAACGCAAAAGUACCCAACUUAUGUUCCACCUCCCUGUCCAUUUAUUCCAACUUCCCCUAUUGCUGCAAGUUUAUUUCCAAGUGCAAACAACCACACUAAUGGAAAUGAGUCUUCGGGACAAAAUGUAUCUUCCAUUAAUGGCAAUGGAAACAGUAACCAAGCUCCAAAAUCCAGAAAACAACAAUUUCAAACAAAUCAGCGGCAACCAUUUAUUUUUCCAUUUUCUAAAUCUACUCCUAGUGUACCAAAAUCUGUACAAGAAGCUGGUGAUUUAUAUCUUAAAUUUAUGCAUGUAAGUUUAGGUACUUUUCAAUUCUGGAAAGAAAAAAUCGAAAUGAAAAAGCUGCCUACUGGGGAUAUAAUCAAUAGUAUACCUUUCAACGAAAACUGCGUCGCGGAAAAUCAACACAAUAAUAAUGAUGAUGAAUCUCAAAUCGAAAUAACGAAAACAGACAAAGAGAAGAUCGAGCGCAUUGAAAUUCUUUAUAAAUCAAUUCUUCCUCAUCUGCAAAAUAUUGUUAUUAUGCUUCUUAAACUAUUGCUUGCUACAGUGUCUAACAACAAAAACUCUGAUAUUGACAAAGGUGGGACUUCUGCCAAUAAUGAUCACAUUUCUGAAAGCAGUAUUAAUUCUUCGAAUGGCAACACGAUCGAGGAAAUAGACAUCAUGCGACAUCGCGAAAUUACGUCAAAGGCAGUGUCAGCUAUAAUUCUCUUAAUGCUCAAACACUUAAAGUUGUCACAUGUAUUAAAAUUUGAAUAUUUGUCGCAGCUCUUGGUCGAUUCAAAUUGCUUACUUCUCAUCUUGAAGAUGUUUGGUUUGCAAGAUGUGAGUUUAAUGGUCAAAGCUAAGAAUGAAGUCGAAAAUAUGAACAUCAACAAUGAUGAUACAACCGAAAUUGAACAAACUGAUGAUGAUAUGGCUAUCGAUAACCAACAAGAAUGUUCACAAGCAGCAUACGACAUACAUCAGUCUGGUCAAGUUAAUGACCCACAAUCUAAUACAAGUAAUGAAAUUGACGUUGACUCGGAUUAUUGUUGGAGAAAUUUCUUUGCAGCUAUAAAUUUCCUAAAGAUAUUGCAGAAAUUAACUAAAAGGAAGACACAUAGGAUUUUAUUAUUGGUACAAUAUAAAUCAUCAGCUAUCUUGAAAAGAAUUCUAAAGGUGUCUCAUCCAUUAUUGGAAUUAUAUGCUUUGAAAGUAUUAAAAAAUCAAAUUCCAUUUAUAGGAAGAAAAUGGCGACAAAGUAAUAUGAAAGUUAUUACUUCGAUUUAUUUGAGUUGUCGCCCAGAUCUUAGGGAUGAAUGGAUUUCGUCAACUGACGUGGAUUCCGAAAUGGAUGACGCUUUGCCUCAGGAACAAAACCUUCGAACAUUGAUUAAAUUUUAUAAUGAAAGAAACUAUUUUCCUCAAUACGAUCAAAAAAACGACAUGUACUUGGAUGAUAACAACAGAAACCUUCCCGAUAUAUUCCCACCAUGCCAUACAAAAUCUCUCAAUCAUAUUAAUUCCGCUUAUAUUCCUGAUGAUAUCAUGUUAGAUGAUUCAUUCCUUGAAAAUUGGGAACAAUGGCUUCAAGAAGAAGUAUAUAGUUUCUCUGUAGUGAAGCCACACCUGAAAAGUAUUGAUGAAUAUUAUGAUGAUGAUUUUGUCGCUGCUAUUCAAAAUGGAGAUGGAUCAGAGUGGGAUAUACCUCCAACAUCACCAGUUGACGGUAAAGACUCAUUUGCUUCAAUCGAAUGGAAAAACAUUUCAUCUUAUGAACUUAAGGCCUUUGAACAAAGAAUGAAUCAUAGCGGAUUUAAAUUUUAUGAUUUUGACGACAUGGAAACCAACACCGAUUCCGUCACAGAUGCAGACGAUAAGAUCAAUGAGACGACCUACUGUUGGCCUGAUGAAAUGUUAGGUCCCUUGGCACCGAGUGAAGUUACUAUAUAUCAGCCUACCCCGUAUCAGAGUGAGGAUGAAGAUUAA
Molecule: messenger RNA, 2856 nt
Organism: Dentiscutata erythropus
Lineage: Eukaryota; Fungi; Glomeromycota; Glomeromycetes; Diversisporales; Gigasporaceae
Source: the annotation of a GenBank genome assembly